This is a messenger RNA of Zonotrichia leucophrys gambelii, 4364 nucleotides long. RefSeq names its product ferric chelate reductase 1 (gene FRRS1). Gene Ontology annotation, cellular component: membrane. NCBI's taxonomy places the organism in Eukaryota, Metazoa, Chordata, Aves, Passeriformes, Passerellidae. Bases 170 to 2083 code for a protein of 637 amino acids. The record is from RefSeq and is a predicted model, not a curated record. The transcript is spliced from 16 exons. Gene Ontology annotation, molecular function: oxidoreductase activity, acting on metal ions. Gene Ontology annotation, biological process: intracellular iron ion homeostasis.
GCCGCGGGCGAGGCUGGAGCUGAGGGAGCGGCUGCCGGGCUCGGCCGCGCUCCCCCCUCGCCCUGUUCCGCUGCAGCGGUGCCGGGGAGGAGAGCGCGGCUCCCUGGGGCAAGGGCGUGCGGGGCUGAGGAGCUGCUGUAGCCUUUGCAGUCGUGCUUUGCUUACACUGAUGUCAGUGAGUGCUCGAAGUGGGUACUGCAAGCUUUUUGGAAAGUGUGUUUGCUCAAUAGAGCAUCUGCAGCAGAUGGAGCUGCCUGGUUUUGCUGUUGCUGUUUGGAUGUUUGGUUGCCUCUAUGCAUCUGUGGUUGGCUAUCCAAAUGGAAAAGUAAGAGAAGCCUGUAGUAGCAUGGUACCAUGUCAUAGUGGCUCUCCUCAGCUGUCACCUGAGCACACCAUUACCGUGAAUGGGACUGAAUUUAAACCAGGGGACAACAUAGAAGUUCAUCUGUCUGGACCAGAUUUUGAAGGAUUUUUCAUCCAAGCCCGGGAUGCAGAGCACCUGGAUAGGCCUGCAGUUGGAUCUUUUGUGUUAGCUGACCGGAGACGUUCUCAGCUGCUGACAUGUGGUCGUACCAAGAAUUCAGCUGUCAGUCACACAAGUAAAGCAAAAAAGAAAGACAUAAAAGUUUAUUGGAUUGCUCCUGAAGCUGCUCCAAAACACAUACAGUUUCUUAACAGCCAACUAAAAAUAUAUACUGUAAUUACUCUGUGUGUGUUGUGUUUUUUAAGAGCGACAGUUGUGAAGAAAUACAGGAUUUUCUGGGUGAAAAUUCCGGGUCCCGUUGUUUCUCAGCCUGAUGUGCUGUCCCCAACACCACCUUUGCAUGCAACAUCAGAGGCUGUGUCGACUUCACAGCCGGUUUCCUACAUAUCAAAGCCAUUUAGUGCAUCAGGUUGUGGAAUUACGAAGUUCUGCAUUAGGAACCCUACAAACUGUGAUCCUGGGAGUGCCUCAUGUUUUUUUCUAUCCUUCCAACAAGAGGGGAGUUCAGUUUUUAUUGAAAUGAGUGGUCCAAGUGAAGGGUAUUUAGCAUUUGCGCUUUCCCAGGACCAGUGGAUGGGUGGUGAUGAUGCCUAUCUGUGUGUUAAUGUGGAUCACCACGUUCACGUGAGCACUGCCCAUCUGAAGGAGCGGAGUCAUCCUCUCUUGGAUUCAGAGAAUGCCCUUGAAGAUGUGUCCUGGAGGCUUGCAGAUGGUCUUCUUCAAUGUUCUUUCAGAAGGGGGAUUCGUCUCCCUGCUUAUAAAGGGAGAUUUAAUCUGGAUACCAGUUACUACAUCUUUCUGGCAGAUGGGGAAGCCAGUGAAGGUGGACUCAUAUACAAACAUCGCCGUCAGCCCCUGGUCACCAAUGGACUGUGCAACGUCACAGGGCUGCCUCAGGAUAUCGGAGGUUCCCGCGCCCCGCGGCUCAUCAAGGCUCACGGAGCGCUAAUGUUUGUUGCUUGGAUUACCACAGUUAGUAUCGGUGUUAUUGUUGCACGAUUCUUCAAACCUGUCUGGUCUCACUCAUUCCUAUUUGGAAAGGAGUUGUGGUUUCAGGUGCAUCGUAUGCUUAUGUUGACCACAGUCAUGCUUACAAGCAUUUCUUUUGUGUUGCCUUUUGUAUACCGAGGAGGCUGGAGCCAACAAGCAGGUUUUCAUCCUUAUCUUGGCUGUGCUGUGAUGGCUUUGAGCAUCUUUCAACCACUUAUGGCAGGUUUCAGACCAUCUCGUCAUGCACCAAGGAGGCAGCUGUUUAACUGGUGUCACUGGAGUACUGGUACAACAGCUAGAAUAUUAGCUGUUGUGACCAUGUUCUUGGGAAUGGAUCUGCCAGCACUUGACCUGCCAGACCCAUGGGACACCUAUGCCAUGAUUGGCUUUGUAGCUUGGCAUGUUGGUACUGAUGUUCUUCUGGAAAUACACAGCUACUGUCUCGUUCGUAAAGUUGAAGUGAUAGAGGAUGACAGAGUACAGAUACUGCAGUCACUCACAUCUGCAGAAGCAGAGGGUCGUCUGUUUAAACAGAUUGUGUUAACCAUUUAUGUCUGUGGAAAUCUAGUAUUCCUUGUUGCCUUCCUGAUAGCAAUCAACCAAGUAUGAAAUAAGUAUUUGAGAAUUUUGUGACAAAAUACUGUGCAAUUGAAAAAUCUGCAACUUUUUACUGCAACUUUUUUCUCAACAUGGUCCUGAAGAUGUAAUUGAAGAAGAACAGCAUGUGUAUGUCAUGCUCAGUGUUAGGGAGAUCUGGAAUUCAAAUCUAGAGAGAAAUCCUGCAGUCCUACAAAAGCUGUCUUCUGAUGGGACUUUUAAUGGGAACCUUUGCCUGAGUAAGGAAUGAAAUCUCUAUUUUUUUAAACACACUAGUUAACUUGAUUGAAGCUUGUAGGGGAAAAGAAGACUGAGAAGAUGUGCCAAAAAUGGGUUAUUUGGGUUGUCAUUUCCCCAAAACUUUUUGUGAAUAUUCUUGGGGGAGCUGGUAAGAUAUGACUGGUCUGGAUUAACCUGUCCCCUUUACUGUGUUCUAAUAUGGGAUAUGGCAGCUUCUUGCUCUUGACAGUUUUGUGCAUAAAGAAACUCCCAACCAAACCUCAAAACUUAGUGAAAGAUUGUCACAAAUGCAGGUUGAUGAAUGAACUAAACAGAUAAAAGUAAAAUGCAAAAAGCACUGUCUACUCUAAGAGAACUUCAGUACUCAGUAAAACCACCAUUUGCCUUGCUCAAAAUGCUGCUCUGUCUUCUAAAUCUUAAAGAGAAAAUGUGUUUGCAAUAUAAAUGCAUUAAAACCUAUAGUGAUUUAUCUAAAACUAGAACCAGAAAGAACCUAGCUCUGUUUAUGGAUUUCUGUUUUACUGUCUUUAGUUGCUUGAGGCUUCUGAAUUACUUAACUGUGUGAAUAAGAUGGAUUUAUGGCAACUCCUGCUUUAAUGGAAGUGAAAAUACUUUGGAAUGUUGCAGUUGUAUUUGUGCUGUUGAGAAAAACAUAAAUUGGGAGCUAGGUUCAUUUCAGGAAAAGCAGCUUCUGUUAAUGUUAAGUGAGAGUCCUUUGAGCUGGCAUAGCUAGAAGACAGAACUAUAAUAAUUCUAUAGCAACUCUCUUCUGAAAGAAUAUUGGAGGGCAGUUUUUCAGUCAACAAAAGGUUUCCCCAAAUAUAUGAACUAGGUACUGAGACUAAAAAGGUUCUAUAUUGUUUCACAUUUUUGGUUCAUGGUUUGCCUAGGUAUGGAAGGAUACUCUUGAAAUGGCAUUUUGGAAAUGAAACCUUAAUAUGUUUUGCAGUUGUAUUUUGUGGCUCUGAACAAUUUGCUCCCACACAUCUUCAUUUUUAUUAUUGAAAAAUAUAGAUUUUUAUUUGUAGCAGUUCAAGAUAUGUUUUUCAUCUAGGCAUCCUAAGCUAGCUGGGAGUUAAGAUGUUGGGAAGAUUGGAUAAAAGAGUGAGUAGUGAGGCCUGACUUGGUAUAGACUUGCACAGCAACAUCUCUACAAGUGUUGAGAUGAGCCAGCUCUAAAAUACUUGUAGGUGUGGGUCAGGUGACCAAAGCUCUCUGGUUCUGUCUCUUCCUCCAUCUUCCCAAGUCCAUAGUGCAGCCUGCUGCAUGGACAGGUCAUACUCAGGAAGCUGCAUGUUUGUUUGUACUCAGUGGUCUUUUUGGCUGCUCAGAUACCUGAUUUAGCCAUAAGGGCAUUUAUGGAGCUGGGAUGAAUCCCUUUGUCAGCAGCAGCUGACUGUCAAUGAGUUCAAGUUGAAUCAUCUCCCUUAGGAAAGUCAUGUGCAGCCUGGGAAAGGGGGGACUACAAAGAAAUGAGUCACAACCCAAGCUGAAGGACAAGGACCAUGGGGCCAACUGGGUGAGUGUGAGGAUUUUUUAGAGAACCCUAAUCUCAAAAAGCCUGGGAAUUUCAGGCUUAUCUACUGCUAAAGUUUUGUGGGACUCUUUCAUCUACUGUGAAUUUAUAGAAGAAAAAUCACUCAACCUAGGCAUGAUUGUCAGCUUUUUAAGUUAAGGUUAAUGCCAGAUUUUUUCUAUAAUAGCUGUACUGAGGGUCAUUUCAUUUACAUGUGACAAUGAACAUGGGUUUUAAAACAUGAAUGUAAAUAUCUCAAUAAAAGUUCUUGUCCCUUUUAGUAAUGUGAAAAUGCUGUCAAAAGGAAACUAGAAGAGUCUUGCCUAGGAGCAAAAUGGGUUGUUGGUUUUUUGUAAAUGUUGUUUUAUAAAUUACAGCUAUGUAAAUCCUUCCUGGAGAAACUAUUAUUGAAAUUGAAUGUUAAAAUAUUUUCACUUUUUAAAGGAGUUUCUUUUCCUCAAGAAGAAAGUUUCCUUGUUCCACAUCUAAUACAACUUUUAAAUUGACAAAAUUGUCAGUUGUUCUGGAUAAACUUUU